Molecule: messenger RNA, 8565 nt
Organism: Pocillopora meandrina
Lineage: Eukaryota; Metazoa; Cnidaria; Anthozoa; Scleractinia; Pocilloporidae
Source: the annotation of a GenBank genome assembly
CUCGGCUAUCAUGGCGGAUUUCGGUUCUCCGGGAACGCCAAGUAGACAUGAAAAAUCCCUCGGUUUAUUGACGACGAAAUUCGUCAGUUUGUUACAAGAAGCCAAAGAUGGUGUCUUAGAUCUUAAAGUGGUAAGUAUACGAAAAAAUCUUGGUUUUUGGUCCGCGAAGGACGACAUUUUUGGUUCGCCGAAACUUCCUUUGUGGCCCUGUUUAGCGUUCACUAUCUGAAAUGUUUACCUUUGUCGAUUUCAGGCAGCCGAUACGCUAGCUGUGCGUCAGAAACGACGGAUUUACGACAUUACUAAUGUACUUGAAGGAAUUGGACUGAUAGAAAAGAAAUCGAAGAAUAGCAUCCAGUGGAAGUAAGUAAAACUAUCAGAGGGGAAAUAACUUCAUGUGACGAGGGGCAUUCGCGCGGGACAACCAAACGAAUUCCAUCGCAGUUCCCUCAAUCUCGCGGGAGAUAGGUAGUGAGAUAUGUCCACGGCUGAUUCUUCCAGAAAUAUGCUCUUUCUGAUAAAAACCUAUUUAAACAUAAAGUUUUAGAAAGAGAAGGUCAUUUAGAGCGAAAGUAAGCAUUUUCUUGGCAGUUCUUUUGCGUGUUCAAGGUUCGGGCGCGUGUCUCUAGCGCGCAGAACAUGGUUUCGAAGAUGCAUUUACCGCCAUUAGUUUGGCGCCGUUUGUUGCAGGGGAGUUGUCGUCUAAGGGCGAAAGUAAAUGUUAUGAUUUCGCUCGAGGACAGUUCAGGGUGUUGUUUCACACCUAAGACAAGAUACUCUCCAAAAAAUUUCUAAUUCAGGCAGGCUUGCGUAAGCUAAAAACAAAAGAGGAAGUCAAAAUUUCGUGAUCAUUCCAUGAUUUUUAGGAACUGUACUGAUUAGUAUAUUCUUCUCAAGUUCGUGUUACUUUGUCGACUAGAAUGGCAUUUAAAUUAUCCUAUGAGUGUUUUGACCAGACAUCUUCUAUUAUGAGUUAUUCAAAGAACUUGAACUUCAUAUGUCAAUUUUUUUUGUGUGAAUACAGCGGAACUUAAUAAUAAUGUGAACGACAGCAAACGCCGAAAUUAGAUUAUUUUGUUUCUUUCUCUUGGAUUCCCGCCAAACCAUACGUUAUUGGUUGGCCUUGAUCGUUUUCGCAAGUAUGGUCGAUUUUAGCUCGGAAACCUGAUUAAAUGAUAAUAUAAUCAAGAUUUCAUUGUUUUCAUGUUAAAUAAAAUUUUGAAAAUAUUUUGCCCAUUCUCCCUCUUUGUUCAUUAGUACCUGCAAUAUUCUUGAGCUAUUAGCUCUCAUGCUCAAUACCACAUGAUGUCAAGAAUUGGAGAAGAUUAAUGAAUUUCAUUGGAAUAUGUGUUGUUGUUCUUCCAGCAUGUUUUUUCCAAGUUAAUUUUUGUUCAAAAAGCUCGUGUUUGCUUGGUGUAAGUAAAUUGAAUUUUCAAAAUCAGAGUGUACAAGUUUAGAAUAAGAAGUCUUUUCAUUUGAAGCUGAUGUUCUUACUAAAUGUCUUGAAUCGAUAAAUUCGAUCUUUGGAACGCAAUUCCUAACGAAUUUCGUCAACUCUCCAAAGGAGCUUUUAAGAAAAAUUUUCAUGACUUUUUGCUCUCGAUAAUGGAAGCAGAGGACGAUUAUGUUGAAGUGCCCAUUCUCCUACAAAAAAUGGCAAAUUCUGCAUCCUCGACUCAAUGUAUAUAAUUGAUAGUUCUGUUAGUAGUAAAUUUGAUUGUAAUAUCAUUCUGUAAGACUAUAUAUUUUGUAACUUUAGCUUGUUUAUCCAGAUAGUUUAUUUAGUUACUUUACAAUUAUUAUAUUAUCUGUUAUGACUGCUGUAACCUUUCCUCUCCGCCUGCCUCGUCUAGCUUUUGCUAUUUGCGAGUGGAGAUGGCAAAAUGAUUUGCAUGAAAUAAAGUAUAGUGUGUGUUAUUCCUAAAUUUUUUUUUUUUUGAGUUUAAAAAGCAAACUCAAAGACCUUUUACUUGAUUGGGGCAAACCAGGAUAGUCUGAAUUGGAUUGGUCCUCUGGUUUUAACCUGAGUAACUUGUUCCUGCAACAGUUGUCGCACAAAUGGUGGUAUGAUAUGUAAUGACUUUUCAAGCACUUCUUUUUGGCUAGUUUUCAACAUUUUUCAGCACCUCCAAUAAUGUUGAAAGCUGUACACAAUGUCAAACAUCCAUUUGAGCCAAUGUUGCAUGCACAUUGAAAGGGUGAAAAAUUUUAUCUUCUGUAUUUUUAAAUUGCUUUGAACCACCUCUUUUUGACAACCAGGCCAGUGGUUACUAUGCUGACUUUGAAAGUUUGUCCACGGUUUUGCCCAAGUAACGUUGUAGCUUGAGUGUAGUUUAACCCUUUCACACCUUAGAGUUUCUAGCUUCUAAUGUCUCCAUAAUUUCUCCCUAUCACCCUUGCAUCAAAUGUUAAGGUCAGGGGAAUGAGUAUUGGUAAUUGAACUGAGUGGAUUGCAAUUUGGUGUGAAUUAUACAUAUAAUUAUAUUGGGAUUUCAAAAUCAAUUGAGUGCAUGAGUUUGAUUUGAAAUCACAAAUUUGAUUUCAGACCAAAAUUGUAUGACAUGAAGUUCAUUUACCACUUAAUUACAUCCAUUUUGAAAUUGCAAAAUUCAGUCGCUCAGAUACAGGAUUUUUUUUAGUCUGUAGAAAUAUUUUGUUGAUCCAGUAGUAAACUGGUUUGUAGAAAGUUGCUCAACUUGCUUUUCCUUUUCCUGCAAGUUUUUUCUUUUUUUUACCACUAGUUAUUGUAUUUUAACAUUAGCUGGGGAAAAAUGCAAUUUUGAGCGAAAAAUGGUGGGAUUUGUGAAUAAAUUGCACCUGUGAGAGCCAAUCAGAUUACAAGGAUCACCAGGAUUUCAAAAUGGAUGUAAUCAAGGAAAUAAUCACUGAUUUAAGUUGCUCCUGAUGGCAAAACAAAUUCUCCUUGUUAGUAACAUAGGUGAUGUAAAGAGAGCAGUAUGGAGAAUAUGAAUGCUAAUGAUAGGGUGUGAAGGAAUUUAAAGGAACAGGAGAAUAUUCUUUAAGUCUGAAUAAAAAACAGCUCAGGCCAUGAAAAUUUAGCUGGAGGAAUCUUUGAUGCUCAACCCCGUUUGUCCACUUUGAAAAAUGUUAUUUUUAAGUUAGUCCAAAUUUAAUCUAAAGUUAUUAAAAGUGUUAUUUUUUUAUCUGUUUUUAACCCCAUUGUAAUUCUUUUGGUUGAUUCAGACCUCUUUCAGUAUUUCCCCUACAAUCCAUUAUUUCAAGACAAGAUCUUCUGUGACCCUAAAAUGUUGUUCAAAAUUAUUUGAUAAUUUUCUGUUUCCAGGGGGGCUGGACCUGGGUGUAACACGAGGGAGAUAUCAGACAAGCUUGUUCAUUUAAAGGGAGAGUUGGAGAGACUGGAAGACAAAGAAAGGGAACUUGAUGAACAAAGGCUAUGGGUCCAACAGAGCUUGAAGAAUGUCUCAGAGGAUCCUGAAAAUGAGCAGCUUGCUUAUGUCACUUAUGAAGAUGUAUGCCGCAGUUUUAAAGGAGACACCUUGUUGGUUGUCCAAGCUCCAUCUGGCACACAGCUCGAGGUUCCAAUUCCAGACACAGUAAGUUUAGGAUCCUUCCCUUGAUAUUUCUAUGAAGGUUAUAUCUUAGGUUAAUGUAUUCUUAAUGUAGACUAUUUCCUCCUUUUAUUUUCUGUGCUUUAUAUUUUGUUUACAAUAAGUAAUUUUACAAUGAAAAUCAAAAAAACUAAAAAUGCCUUCAACAGGUUGUUAGGAUUAUUGGUACCAUAGUUAUCACAGGAGUAGUUACAAUUGUUAUAAUGAUGAUAAUAAUAAUAAUAAUAAUAAUAAUAAUUGUUAUUAUUAAUAUUAUUUUUACUAUUUACACCAGUGGCAUACCUUAGUUAAUCAGAAGAAGUAGCAGAUUAGCCAUACAAUCCUCAAGAAGUUUGUCAAAAUGUCAUUCACUAUCCCUAACAGCAGUCCUCCCUAAGACUACCCUGAACCAGCAUUUUACACUUUGGCUAUGUUUUUAUGGUUCCUCACACAUUUUUAAAUAUUGUGAAAUGGAAUUUAACAUAGUUAACAACUAGGAGCAAAUCUGGUCUGUUGCAUUUGGCUGGCAUAUUGUUAGGGUAUUAGCACUCUGUUAGCGUUUGCCUGGCAUUUGUGUGUGUUCUGUAGCAUUGUAGCAACAUGGUAGCUGUUGGUGGCCCAGAGGGCCAGCUGUGUCCAGCAGUUACCUUUGUCUGUGCAUGCGUUGGUUCUCCCAUGUGCUUGCAUUGUGUUGGCGGUACAAUAGCAUGGCGUCGUCGUCCAUGAGGAAAGCUUCUAGGUGUUUUUCCCAUUAUCUUCCCCUCUUUGCUUUUGUUUAGGGUUUUUUUUUUGUUUGUUAUAUUUGUUCACAUAUUUAUCUAUUUAUUUUUGUCUCCUUAUUUUCUCUUCCACUAAGCCUUCUGGCUCUCAUGUGACAGGUGCUUGUUGGGGCUCAGCAUGGGGGGCUCGUGGCUGGGUUGCAGGUUGGGCUGGCCAGUCAGAUGUUCUAGUGCCUUGUGUGUGACUAUUGUUGCAGCCCCUGGGCCCCUUGAGCACCUGACCUCCAUUUGCAACUUGGUUGUUAACCUAUUGAAAAUUUGCAUUUUAAGGAUUCUGUUGAUAUGGAACUAUAGAAGCCAUGAAAUGUUUAAGAUGCUUAGUGAGUCAAAAAUGUUAAUUCCAAGAUGAGGACUUGCUACCGAGGAUGCUAAAACAUUAAUUGUCAAAAAAUUUUGCACAGUUAAGGUGCUGUGUAGACAGAGUAUUUUGGCUUUUAUUUAAUUAGCACUAACUCCCUUCCCUCCCUAGUACACUCCUGUGUGGAAUAUCUGAAAUUUACUUUACUAUCUUCUGAAAAAGAUUUAUGGUAGAUGAAAGGGAGAAGUUGUAUUUAAUUAUUUAGGUGGAGGUUCAUUGAGAUCCUUCAUUUUUUUUUUAACCAAAAACUUCUCUACAGACUCCAAGCUCACAUCAACCCAGGAAAUUCCAGAUCCACUUGAAAAGUCAGACAGGUCCUAUACAUGUGCUGCUGGUAAACAAGGAUGCUGCAGCAGACAAUCCAGUUGUAACUCCAGUCCCUCCACCAGCCAAUGAUGUCAACUCAAAUGACCAUGAAGCACUAAAGGAGGAACCUAUGGAAACUAAUGCUGACUCUAAACAUGCUAAUGAAAUCAACGCUAAAGUAGGAGCAGUUAAAACUGAAGUUCUAGAGAGCAGCAGAGGUACUAUGCUUCAUUCAUGAAUUACCUUAAACACCAGCAGAUAAGCUGCAACUUUACUCCUAGAAUUUUUUUUUAACUUACUUGUGAUGUAGCCUUUCUGCCAGAACAUCUAGAAAAUAUGCGGAAGAUUUGGAUGAAUCAAUGCUCUUCAUUGAAUAUUUACGAGUCUGCAUCAAAUGGUUUGUUACUAACUGACAAACAAUCCAACAAACAAAAUAAAGACUUCUCAUUGUUAAAUGUAAAAUUAUAUUGAUGAUUUGACAGGAGUGUAAAAACUAUCAGUAAGAGUAAGAUCAAAGAUAAGGUUAGAUUGGUAGAUAUGAUGUAGAUAACAUUGCAACUAAAAUUAUAUGUGGGGAUUCAAAGUAUUCUCUGUUUUCAGUGCCAGUGAGUUUACACUGUUGUGUAAAGGAACCAAUGUAAAGGAACUUUCUCAAGACUCCACUUGUGAUUUUGGUUUCUUUUCAAAAAAUUUUCUUCCUAAAACUGAGUUGCCAAACUUGGGAUGUGGCUUAUUUGUGAUUGCAGUCAAUCAGUUAGUGUUUACAGUAGUUAAUUAUGGUGUUAUUUCCUGAAUUGGAUGCUUCUUUCUUACCAAAAGGUCCUUUGUUUUAUUAUCAGAAUACAUGAUUUUGUUAUCUUUAUUUCAACAGCUAACGAGCUUAAAGAAGUUGCCAAUGACAUAAUAUUUGGAAAUAAUUUCAAAGGUAAAAGUUUAAGCAUUUGGUAUGUGUCACAAGAUGGCUGGGGACAUUUCCAUGUGAGCUGUGUGUUCUCUGAAGUAGGGAAUUUCAAACUAAUCAGCUACAGGAAAUGUGAAUAUUUUAGCUAACUUUCAGCAGCUUUCAACUAGAUUAGGUGUUACAAAGAGAUUUCAAAACUUAAGGAACCAGCUGAAAUGGUUGGAGUACUUGGGUUGUCAGCAGUGGCCUUUCAGUUGGUACCUGAUUAAAUAAGUGGCUGUCUAUAAUGUAAUAGAUGGCUCUGGUCACAGAAAGGGCAAAACAAAUUAAUUGUUUAUAGUAAUGGUUAUUAGAGGUACUACAGGUGGUGGCUUUUACUUGUUACUGCCUAAAAAGGAGAACAGUGUGUAACUACUUCCCAAAUUUGAUGAUCCUUUUUGAUUGCAGACACCAGUUUUGCUGAAGAAGUUAUGGAUGAUUUCAUGUCAGCAGAGGGUGUGUAGGAAGCUUUUUUUAAAAAAAAUUUUAACACUUUAGCUCCCAAGAUCUCAUUAGUAAUUCUCCUUACUGUCUGCCAAAUUAUUCUCAUUAUGUUAGUUUAAAAAAUUUGGUAUCAGAUCAAUCAGUAAUCCCAUAAUUGAUAUUUUUCUAUAUUCUCGUUUAUAACUUGUUAGCAUGAUAUUGUAUAGAUAUAGUAAGGAGAAAUUCUCUCUUGGUCAGUCACAGGAGUUAAAGGGUUAAUCCAUGAACUAUUCUUACUUAUUUUUGACCAGUCAAAAUGCACCAUGUUACUGAUUGUAUCUUAAUUAAGACAGGGGAAUGUGCCCUAGAUAUUACCUUACUGGAGUUCACAGUUUUGAAUUCCUACGUCCCGAAUGAUUCAGUUUCCUUUUGAAAUUUGCUUCAAGAUGGAAGAUUGUUAUGCUAUUGUUACAAUUGUUGUUUGAUAAAGACAAAAGAGCAAUUUAGAGUGAAUAUCCUUGGUAUCAAAAAUGUUUAUAGUGAACUGUUUCUGGGCAUUCUGUACUGCAUGUUGCAAAGGGAAUUUGAAAGAUAAUUGAAACAAGAGGCUCCAUUAGGAGUACAAGUCUGACAUAUUUUCUCCUUGUGUAUUGUCUGUACCUCAGACCUUUGGGUUGACAUCAAGCAUUGCUAUUGGAAAACUUUUCACUUGGAACAGAUUGUUUUGUUGAGUUAAGAGACAAGAAAAAUAAAAUUUUCAAGUUUGUCUUUUGUUUGUGACUCUCACAAUAUCUAGGCAUAACACAUACAAAAUGAAAUGGAAAGCAAAUGUAUUAAGACUUUUAAAACAUUUUUGUAUUUGAAAUUCACAGCAGUUUUAUUUCCAAUCCACAGUGUAUGCACCUUUACUUCGCUUGUCACCACCACCAGGAGAACAUGACUACUACUUCAACCUAGAUGACUCUGAGGGCGUCUGUGAUUUAUUUGACAUUCCAAACCUAGAUAUGCCUUCUCCAUUAACAGGAGCUAUGGCAUCCACAUAGUAAAUGGAUCUGCAUGUACUUAUACCAUUGUUCUACUAAUCCUGCAUACGAUUCAAGUCACUGCAUUCCGGUUUGAAAUAUGAACAUGUGUCCAUGACUUGGUGGGAGAAGUACAAGGCUUAGUGUAAAGUAUUUGUGUUUUGCAUUAAGGCCACAAUUGGAUUGCUGUUCUGAGGGUGCAGGCUCAGACAGAAUUAAUGGGUGAUUGUGACUGGAGUGUUUCUUUGAAUUCAGACAAUUGCAGAUGUGGAUUUGUAGGAAUCAAAAUCAGGGUCAGGUGAUGGAUACAAAGCCAUCAAGAUGAGUGUGUGAAAUUCAUUACUAGAUGGAGAAGAUGGAGGUCUUUCAGUCAGUGGAGCCAUGUUACACAUGGAGCUUUUUAGUGAUAUAUUUACCCUUUGACUUCCAGACAUGAUUAACAAGUAACUUCUCCUUAAAAUAUCCUUUCAUUAUCCAGCAACCAAGCAACGAGAAUACUCAAACUUAUCUGGUAGAAGUUGUUAUAUUGACCUAUGAUCAAAUUCUCGUAACUUAUUUACAAGGAAAUGUAUAGCAGCUAGAGGGGAGAAGAUCUAGGGAGCUACAGGGUUUAAGGCCAGCUUUCAUUUGUCAAGAAACACCCAUGCAAUGUGAAAUUUCUCUGUUUCUCCUCUAUUCCAAACUUUGCUGAUGAAUUGGAAAUGAUUUGAUGACAUUGUCUCAGACUCUCCUGAAAAUUGUGAUGAGCUAAAACUGUUGGUAAUUUUUUUACAUCCUUGGCUGUUGGUAAGUUUGUUUUAUUUUGUUUUUUCCCUUUUUUUCUUUUUCUUUUUCUUUUUCUUUUUUUACAUCCUUGGCUGUUGAAAACAGCAGUUUCUUAUAACAAUGUUUGCAAAUAUGGACAAUUGAUCAGAAAAAUAGAAGAGCUUCUUGUUUGGUCCCAGAUUAUGCCGUAUGAUAAGACCUGACUUUUGUUCUUAAGGCACUGAAAGAGUUAAGGAACAGUGAUAUACCGCUAUUCAGUAAACUGGGCUUAAUCUGACAAAUGAAAACCAAGUUUAUGUUCAGAGAACAGAGGAAUUUAAUUGAAUUGUUUAGCUCUUGGUUAGUCUUAAAAUCAUUUUGUUAUUGCUACUAAGAAUUUUCUUUGUGAUGCUGAUGAUGCCAG